Exophiala oligosperma is the source of this 1716-nucleotide messenger RNA. RefSeq lists its product as uncharacterized. The record is from RefSeq and is a predicted model, not a curated record. The coding region runs from base 81 to 1496 and encodes 471 amino acids. Lineage: Eukaryota; Fungi; Ascomycota; Eurotiomycetes; Chaetothyriales; Herpotrichiellaceae. Gene Ontology annotation, cellular component: cytosol; nucleus; preribosome, small subunit precursor. The transcript is spliced from 2 exons. Gene Ontology annotation, biological process: ribosomal small subunit biogenesis; ribosomal small subunit export from nucleus.
CCCCGCCAUACGCAGCCACUCUUACCCUUGACACAAGUCUACACGUUCACCAACCUAGACCUUUUUAAAGAUUGUCCAAAAUGCCUCGGAAACGAUGGAUUGACAAGAACCAGGCCCAGACCUUCCAACUUCUUUACCGUCCACAAAAUGACCCGUCGUUACACGAUGAGACUGCUGGCGAGCGGGCGCUCUACCCUGUUUCGGGUCCAGUCCCAGCCUCGCGGAAGACUGAGCAGAAAGCUGGUUUACACUUGACCGACCUGGAAGAUGAUCUGGAUUUUGAGAGCAUGCGCGAGAACGAGGGCGAGGCGGCAGAGUACGGAGUUUACUUCGACGACACGAAUUAUGAUUACAUGCAACAUUUGCGAGAUAUCGGAGAAGGCGGUGGAGAGUCACAUUUCAUGGAGGCUGCUCCUGUAAAGGUGCAGGGCAAGGGCAAAGGGAAGGCAAAAACAAUGAAACUGGAAGAUGCACUCAGGGAAGUAUCGCUGGAUGACACUCAGAGUGUGGUCGGCAGUGAGAUGUUAUCGACUUUGUCCACAUCAACAAGGCCUGCGACGUACCAGAAUCAGCAGGAUGUUCCGGAUGAGAUUGCUGGAUUCCAACCUGACAUGGACCCUCGACUACGAGAAGUACUGGAGGCCUUGGACGAUGACGCUUAUGUGGACGAGAAGGACGAGGAAGAUAUGUUUGCAGCUCUUGCAAAAGAAGGACAGUUUGGAGAAUUAGAGUUGGCUGAAUUUGAAGCAAAUUUCGAGGAUGAAGAUGACGACGGAUGGGAGUCAGACGCAACAGAGAAGGCUCCUGCCCAGCCCGCUCAACUGCCCAUGAGGACAUCGUUUCCAACUGCCGCCGGAGCUGAAUUAGUGAACGAGGACGGUUCUCUAGAUGCCGAAGCUGCGGCAGCUGAAGAUGGAGACUGGCUGAAAGAGUUCGCCAAAUUCAAGAGAGACAACACAAGGAGACCUGAGCCAAAAACAGCAGAUUCCAUCAUCGCGGCGUCUGCAGUACAGGAUAAAGCCCCGACGCUUUACACACUGAACGGUACACCUCUGCGCCAGAAGAAGCGCAAAGGUGCCUUGACCAACCCCAGUGCAUAUUCAAUGACAUCUUCCUCUUUGGCAAGGACCGAUGGACAACAAUUGCUGGAUGCACGAUUCGAUCAGGUCGAAAAGAUGUACUCUUUGGACGAGGCUGACGAGUUUGAUGACAUGGACGGCGGAAUGUCGCUAGCAUCGGGCAUGACUGGCCAAUCGAAAAUGUCCCAACUCUCGACAACCAGCUUCGCAGAUGAGGGUGCUGUUCGACAAGAUUUUGGCGGCAUGAUGGACGAUUUCCUAGGUCAUUGGAACAAAGCAAACCCAGGAGGCAAACGGAAAGGUGCAAAGGGCAAAAGAGGGAAGAACGGCAAUGAAAAAUACGGCCUCCAGCAGCUCGACGAAGUGCGAGCAGAACUCGGACCUGCCAGGGUAUAUUCGCGCCCGACAAAAGCAUGAAAUGGUCAGGCUAAUGGUGUUUUUCGAGAUUGAAUUUUGUCGUGGCAUUCGAAGAUACCCCCUUUGUGCAAUAUAAACCUGUUUGUCGUUCUUCAAGCAAAGCCCUUCUGAAACGCCCUGUGCGUGCAUCUGUACCAAAUUCAACGUUGUAACAUUGUUUUUAUGCCUUUGGCUCGAAUUCGCCGCCUUCCUGAAUGUCUCCAAAGUUGGGCAAACGGAC